Verticillium nonalfalfae is the source of this 282-nucleotide messenger RNA. Its product is annotated as orotidine 5'-phosphate decarboxylase. The coding region runs from base 1 to 282 and encodes 93 amino acids. Gene Ontology annotation, biological process: 'de novo' pyrimidine nucleobase biosynthetic process; UMP biosynthetic process. Gene Ontology annotation, molecular function: orotate phosphoribosyltransferase activity; orotidine-5'-phosphate decarboxylase activity. The transcript is spliced from 2 exons. NCBI's taxonomy places the organism in Eukaryota, Fungi, Ascomycota, Sordariomycetes, Glomerellales, Plectosphaerellaceae. The record is from RefSeq and is a predicted model, not a curated record.
AUGUGGCCCUUGAGCCACAUAUUGAAGACUGAAGCGGAGGCAGUCUGGUGGAGAAGUUUCAACACUGGAGGCUAUCUCGGCCCAUACACCGCCGUCUUCAAGACUCACAUCGAUAUUGUUCGAGACUUUAGCGAGAAGACUAUCCGAGGGCUCAAGGCUCUCGCCAAGAAGCACAACUUUCUCACCUUCGAGGACCGUAAUAUUGUCGACAUUGGCUCGACAGCCCAUAAGCAGUACCACGGGGGCGCCCUACGCAUUUCCGAGUGGGCUGACUUCGUUUAA